UAGGCGAGCCUGGGAUGAGUGACGAGAGGCGGUGGGGGUGUCGGGAGGGAAUCGCCGGGCGAGGCGGGGCUGGCGCCGGGUUUCCCGCGGUCGGAGCUGGCGCGGGCGGAGGAGGAUCGCUCUUAAAGGGCCAGUCCACGCACGUCCUUUUGUUCCGGUGCCGCAGGGCGGGGCAGGCCCAACUUUCGCCGCCUUCUUGUUUACUCUCCAGAACAGCCAUGAUUUCCCAGUUCUUCAUUCUGUCCUCCAAGGGAGACCCUCUCAUCUACAAAGACUUCCGGGGAGACAGUGGCGGCCGGGAUGUGGCCGAGCUCUUCUACCGGAAGCUGAUGGGACUGCCAGGAGACGAGUCCCCGGUUGUCAUGCAUCACGAUGAUCGUCAUUUCAUUCACAUCAGACACAGUGGUCUCUAUUUAGUAGCCACGACUUCAGAAAACAUUUCUCCCUUCAGCCUCCUGGAGCUGCUCUCCCGGUUGGCCACUCUCCUGGGCGAUUACUGUGGCUCCCUGGGUGAGGGGACCAUCUCCCGCAAUGUGGCUCUGGUCUACGAACUCCUGGAUGAAGUGUUGGACUAUGGCUAUGUACAGACCACGUCCACAGAGAUGCUGAGGAACUUCAUCCAGACGGAACCCGUGGUCAGCAAGCCCUUCAGCCUUUUUGACCUCAGCAGUGUUGGCUUGUUUGGAGCCGAGACACAGCAGAGCAAAGUGGCCCCCAGCAGCGCAGCCAGCCGCCCCGUCCUGUCCAGUCGCACUGACCAGAGCCAGAAGAAUGAAGUUUUUUUGGAUGUGGUCGAGAGAUUGUCCGUACUGAUAGCAUCUAAUGGCUCACUCUUGAAGGUGGAUGUGCAGGGAGAGAUCCGGCUCAAGAGCUUCCUUCCCAGCGGCUCUGAGAUUCGCAUAGGCUUGACAGAAGAAUUCUGUGUGGGGAAGUCAGAACUGAGAGGUUAUGGGCCAGGAAUUCGGGUUGAUGAGGUCUCAUUCCACAGCUCCGUGCACCUGGAUGAGUUUGAGUCUCAUCGAAUCCUCCGAUUGCAGCCAGCUCAGGGCGAGCUGACCGUAAUGCGGUACCAACUCUCUGAUGACCUCCCCUCGCCACUCCCGUUCCGGCUCUUUCCCUCUGUGCAGUGGGACCGAGGCUCAGGCCGGCUCCAGGUUUAUCUGAAGUUGCGAUGUGACCUGCCCCCAAAGAGCCAAGCUCUCAAUGUCAGGCUGCACCUUCCCCUGCCUCGAGGAGUGGUCAGCCUAUCCCAGGAGCUGAGCAGCCCAGAGCAGAAGGCAGAGCUGGGAGAGGGAGCCCUUCGCUGGGACCUGCCCCGGGUGCAAGGAGGCUCUCAACUCUCAGGCCUCUUCCAGGUAUCAGCUGUCGAUCCUCCAGCUCCCUCUCCUCUGACCUGCACUUGCAGCCCCUCGCCCUGCCCUCCCCAAGCAGUUGCUGCCUUGUUCCCCAGCGUGGUCAGCCUCCUGCCUUCUGUGCUCUCCCCUACCUCUGCUCCUCACAGAUGGAUGUCCCAGGGCCUCCCAGCCAUGGGCCCUCCACUUCAGCCCCUCCUCUGGGGCUGGGCCCUGCCAGCCUCUCCUUCGAACUUCCUCGGCAUACAUGCUCUGGGCUCCAGGUUCGCUUCCUUAGGCUCACCUUCAGGCCCUGCGGCAACGCCAACCCCCACAAGUGGGUGCGACACCUAAGCCACAGUGAUGCCUACGUAAUUCGGAUCUGAGACUCCCUAUAUGAGGAUGCCAAGGACACCAAGGCAGCGGUUUGUCAAAUGGGAAAAUGACAAUCUUUUCUGGCCUCCUGGCCUGUGGCACUGGGUCUAGGCAGGAAGAGUCCUGAGUCUUGAGUCCUGAGAGAGCAGGGGGGCUCGACAGACGCACCCCUUCGUGGUAUCCAAUGCAGGAAGGAGUGAGGUGGAUCAGAACUUACAAACCAAGCUUUUAUUCUGAGUAACUGGCUGUACAAUAUCUAAAAAAGUGACGUGGAGGAA
Messenger RNA from Lemur catta (Ring-tailed lemur), 1984 nucleotides. It is a transcript of the gene AP4M1, whose product is annotated as adaptor related protein complex 4 subunit mu 1. The transcript is spliced from 14 exons. Gene Ontology annotation, cellular component: clathrin adaptor complex; trans-Golgi network; cytoplasmic vesicle. NCBI's taxonomy places the organism in Eukaryota, Metazoa, Chordata, Mammalia, Primates, Lemuridae. Bases 15 to 1685 code for a protein of 556 amino acids. Gene Ontology annotation, biological process: Golgi to lysosome transport; protein targeting. The record is from RefSeq and is a predicted model, not a curated record.